GGGCGCUGACCAAUCACAGCGCGUCACGGCGCGGUAAGAUGGCGGCCGUGUGAAUCGCUGCCCCGUUGCAGAGCCGCCAUUGCGGGGCUCCGUGCCGUGGAUAGAGCCGUCACCACGUGUCCCCCCGCGGGUCCUUCGUGAUGUCGCUCCGUGCUGUGCUCAGGAGCGCGGCCUUGCUGCCCUAUAGCGCUCUCGGGAUGCAGCCGACGGCCGCCAUGGCCACGUUGAACCAGAUGCACCGACAGGGGCGGCCUAAACAUCCGCCUCCCAAACCCGGGGCCACGUUCGGCCGGCCGCAGCUUAAAGGGGUCGUGAUAAAGAACCUGAUCCGGAAACCUAAGAAACCCAAUUCGGCCAAUAGGAAAUGCGUGAGGGUGCGGCUGAGUAACGGGAAGGAGGUGGUGUGUUUCGUACCGGGAGAAGGGCACAACCUGCAGGAGCACCACGUUGUGUUGGUGCAGGGAGGCCGCACUCAGGACCUGCCGGGCGUGAAGCUGACCGUGGUGAGGGGGAAAUACGACUGUGCCCAUGUGCAGAAGAAGAAGUGAUGGCGGCCGAGGGAUCUUGGAUUUACGGUCAUUAAAGCGCUGCGAUCCCGGAA
Messenger RNA from Coturnix japonica (Japanese quail), 601 nucleotides. RefSeq names its product mitochondrial ribosomal protein S12 (gene MRPS12). Gene Ontology annotation, biological process: translation. Gene Ontology annotation, molecular function: structural constituent of ribosome. The record is from RefSeq and is a predicted model, not a curated record. NCBI's taxonomy places the organism in Eukaryota, Metazoa, Chordata, Aves, Galliformes, Phasianidae. Gene Ontology annotation, cellular component: small ribosomal subunit; ribosome.